Messenger RNA from Symbiodinium sp. CCMP2456, 363 nucleotides. The record is from the annotation of a GenBank genome assembly. Lineage: Eukaryota; Dinophyceae; Suessiales; Symbiodiniaceae.
GGCGCGUACGCCGCCGUUCCUGGCCUUGAGCUGGAGGAGCUACAGAGCGUGCUGAGGCCAACAGGCUCGGGCUUGGCCAAGGCAUUGAGAAGUGUCUACGAGCAGGCAGUGCCACCUUUUCGUCUGCCUUCAGAAGCAGCAGAGCACUGCCUCGUCGUUUGGGCGGAAAAUCGGCCCAGCUGGAGAAAUUCUCGGAGUCAGGUUCUUCCCAUCCUCCUGGAUGGGAUCGUCCUAGCCCCUCUGCUCACUUCGAUCACGUAUUUUGCGCGCUGGAGCGAGGAGGGUCUGGACUAUGGGAAGGACAAGGCCAUGGACAAGUUCGACUUUUCCAAGGUCGAUAGCGUGUCGCGCACCGCAUUAGGC